Messenger RNA from Ilyonectria robusta, 664 nucleotides. RefSeq lists its product as uncharacterized. Lineage: Eukaryota; Fungi; Ascomycota; Sordariomycetes; Hypocreales; Nectriaceae. Bases 115 to 618 code for a protein of 167 amino acids. The record is from RefSeq and is a predicted model, not a curated record. The transcript has a single exon.
GGAUUCCAGAAGCAAUAUUCGCAGGCCUUGUUUCCUCGCUUGCUCUGGGGAGGACGAAAUUUGAUGCCAGCAUCUGGCCCAUUUGAGUGAGGCCAUGGGGCCGCGGCAGCAGGGAUGUGCUGCGCGUGCUACCGGGCUGGGAUGUUGGAAGAAAUGCGGGAUGGAGCCUUGACGGGAGUCUUGGACGUUCUGGGCCUGGUCUGGCUUUGCUCCAUUCGACACCUCACAGUCACCCGGAACCUGGAAUUCCACGAGGGCCUCUUCUUUCGGCGGGCGACGUCUUUUUUAGGAUUGGACCGCUGGGGGGUCUCAUUUUGUUUGCACCCUGACUGGCUUCCCUUCCCGCUGGUGAUUGAGUCUCUGCUGGCCAGGUGGAGAGGGCGUCGACGGUGCAGACGGUGCAGAAUCAUGCAUCAAUGGCCGUAUUGGCACCCAUAUACGAGCAACUUACGGCUUGUGGCAGAUUAUGGGCGCUCGAACUAUCAUGCCCCGAAUAUGGAAGCUGCUCGCGGCCGCCUUCUCGAUGACAGCCAUGAUCCCUGUUUGACGCUCAAAGUGGAAGGGAAAAAGAAGGCUCACAGGUCAGGGAGAGGUCCGGGCCAGGGAUCCUCUUGCUGAUCAAUCCUCCACAAAAGAAUAAUAAUAAGAGAGCCGAUGAAAUGAG